AUGAAAAUCGAAAGUCGACUUGAUUUUCGUAAUUUUGACGGUUUAUUACCAGUCCAUAUUGAUAUAGAUAAAAUAAAUGAAGAAAAGAAAACAUGUAAAUAUAUAAGUGGUAAUAUAAAUCCAGAUUUAUAUAAUAAAAAUACCAAUAAUAAACUUACAAAAAUUAUAGGAGGAAAUUAUAUAUAUGAUAUAAUAAAAGAAAAUAAGAAUGAAAAUAAAGUUGUUUUAGGUAAUGGAUCUAGUAGUAUUGUAAUAACAAGUUUAAUAGGUCCUAAUUCCAAUAAUUUAGUAUAUAAUAAAAAUUAUGAGGAUUCUUUAUUUCAUAUAAAAAUAAAAAAUAUUCAAGGUUAUCGUACAGAUAGAGAAAAAAUAUUUGAACAGAUUAUAACAAAAUUAUUUGAAAAAAUAUUAGACCAAAAUUUAUAUAAAUUUCAACAAUUUUCUGUAAGAGUUCAAAUAUUAUAUGAAUGUACUUUUAUAUUAUCAAGUAUAAUAAAUUCUAUUAUAUUAAAUUUUAUAUAUAAUAAUAUAAGUCUAAAUUAUGUAAUAAAUUCUAUAAAUAUUGGUAUAGUAGAUAAAGAAAAAUAUGAACAAUUUAUCAAGAAAAAAUAUACAUCAUCAAAUUAUAUAUUUUUAGACGAUUCUUUCAAAUAUUAUAUAAAUGAAAAUACAAAUCAAUAUCAAAUAAAUAAAGAUCAAAAUUUAUUUUAUACAACAUAUAAUUCUACAUAUAUACCUAAAAUCAUUUUAGAUCCAUUAGAUGAAGAAAUACAAACAUAUUGUAGUACUGCUUUUUGUUUUGUUAUUGCUCCUGAUUAUCAUAAAGUAUUAUCAAAUUAUCUUAUAAAAAAUAACUUAGGAAUAUCAUCUGAUAUUUAUAACUUAUGUAAAAAUUAUGCUUGUCAAGUUUCUCAAUAUAUAUACCAACAAUUUAAAAAGGAUUAUAAAUCUCACUUAAAUAAAAUUGACACAUAUAUGAAUAAUAAUUAUUUUUUCUAA
Messenger RNA from Plasmodium adleri (nom. inval.), 999 nucleotides. Its product is annotated as conserved Plasmodium protein, unknown function. The record is from RefSeq and is a predicted model, not a curated record. NCBI's taxonomy places the organism in Eukaryota, Apicomplexa, Aconoidasida, Haemosporida, Plasmodiidae. Gene Ontology annotation, biological process: U4 snRNA 3'-end processing; nuclear mRNA surveillance; rRNA catabolic process. Gene Ontology annotation, cellular component: cytoplasmic exosome (RNase complex); nucleolus; nuclear exosome (RNase complex). The coding region runs from base 1 to 999 and encodes 332 amino acids. The transcript has a single exon.